Danio rerio (zebrafish) is the source of this 3818-nucleotide messenger RNA. NCBI's taxonomy places the organism in Eukaryota, Metazoa, Chordata, Actinopteri, Cypriniformes, Danionidae. The record is from RefSeq and is a predicted model, not a curated record.
CUCCACAUGCCGAUAAAUGUAAAAGUGAUAUCCUGUUCCCAUGAAUCUAAACACUCUUGUUUGGUUGUCAGGUUCUCAUACACCUCUAUAAACCGAACACAUGCUCGUGCAUAAACUCCAUUUUCUUGUAGUAAAAAACAGGGUCUGGUACACAAAAACAACCAUAGUAUAUAUUUGAAAUAUUAUUGCACAUAAAGUGCAUUUUCAAAAGUUUACCAUCUCCAUAAGCGGUUUUUGUCAUGUAAAUGAACAGCUGUUAAAAAGUGCUCAUUUUUAUUUGACGCUGUGCAAAUGUACACAACUGAAAUCAAUAAAAAUAAGCAUAUGGGCAAUUCUGCAUGCACUUAGCUCUAAAUGCAUUCAGGUGGGCCUCAUUAUGAUGAACAAAGUUGAUCAACAAUGUCAGUGUUUCAGGUAAGGCCACAUUAAUAGGGUCAUUUUGAGCAGGUGUGACAAAAACUUGCACUAUAGAGCUUUAAACAUGUCUCAUCAUUGCUUUCUGAGAUUGCUGUUGGUUUGUUUGACUCACUCUGUUGUUGGGUGUUUUCCUGGACUGUCUUUUGGAGACAUCGCUGGAAAUGAACCAAAGAUCAAAUUGCAAGCACUGGAAGUUUUCAACAUUGCUGAUUCUUCCAUCCAAAAGCCAAUAAAAGGCACUCUACUAAACAAUUUAGUACAGUUUAACAGCAAAUAUCAGUGGCCCAGAGUCAACUCAGCCCCAUACAGUCAGAAAAGCGAUGGCAAUGCCAAAAACCCAAGCUUUAGACUUACUGAACCAAAAGAUCCUGCAUAUGUUAUGAAUUACCAAAAUAAGAUCUUGUCCAGCAGCAGAAAUAAUCCUGUUGAUUUGUCUAGCGUCAAAUAUAAUAAAGGACAUGAUGCCAAAACAAGCUAUGCUUUCCAAACAGUCCAACAGGAACUCAAUCCCUUCACAGGGAGCCAAUGGAGCUCUAGUGAUACAAAUCUGGGCUUAAGGCUGGUGAAGAUAGAAGGUCCGGUGGACAGAAUGCAUGCAGGAAAUGUGUAUAGAUCUGAGACAUUUGGAUAUCAGCCUAUUUCUAAAUCAGAAAUGCAUUCAGGCAGUCAACAACCAUUACGACUCAAUGAACCCUAUUUGAGGGAAGAUAUCUCCGUCCAACCAGCACAUGCUGAAAGAAUCUCAUCUAAUUACAUGUCCAGAAGCUCCAAUGCAAACCAUAAUAUGAGGUUCAAAAGUGAUGCAAAUGCCAUGUUUGAUCAAUCCAAUCAAAAUGGGCCGAGGAGGGUCAUGCCAAUUAUAGAAGAUUUAUCUUUUCUAGAAGCAAAUCAACAAGUGCACAAAUCAUCGCCACAUGUUUUUUCUGCUGGGACUGCAGCCCUUUCUCAAACUUCCCUGGGGAAUGUGAGAGAUUCAUCUCUUUCUAAGAUUCCCACAGUUCCAAGACUAAUACCUUUAGUUGCAAAAAGGCCAAAUUCAAAUAGAGGUGACCUAAUCUUUCCUUUAAAAAAACUUGUGAUGUUUUCCUCUGAGCCUGAUCAGAUGAAGCAUUCAGAUUCUAGAAGGGUCACCAUUCCACAAGCAAAUCCACAAAACAGCUUAGAGUAUGGAAAUACGAAGUCUUAUACAAACAGCUACACCCUAAAGGACAUUCAAUUGACUUCUGCGCAAAAUGGUUACCAAAACAUUGGACAAAGUUAUCAGGAUGUUGAACCUAUUCAAACACGUCACACUCAGAAGUAUGAUGAAGUGGCUUCAGGUUUAUCUGUUGACAUCCCGUCAACAACCAAUGGUGUCCUUUCUUACAAACAAUUUCUGUCAGAUGAGAAUAACAUCCGAAGCCAGCUUUCUGCAUUAUCUAAACCAUCAAUGCAAGGCACGUAUUUGACCUCCCAAAUACAGUUUCCAAAGAACACUGUGUUAUUUUUGGAACGUGAUAAGAGUGUUAAUCUACCAGACAUCACAAAUGAUUCACUAAUGAAGACAAGUCAGCAUAGCACGCGGCAUAGGACGGAUCUGAAUCCUUCAGGCCAAAGUAUAACCCAUUCGUUAUUUGUUAAAAAGUUUCCGGUGCCAAGUCUCGUGCCAGGCAACACUAUAAAGAGUGCUUACAGUGUUAGUCCAUCCGCGUCUGGCACAUAUAAAGAUUCAGCUGUAUCCACAGAUCAAAACCAUCCAUACUAUAUAUCUCCUAAAAAGCCAUAUGCUUUUAAAGGUUUUGUCCCAACAUCUCUACAAAAAUCCAAAGUGCACUUUGAACAGAAACCUAUCACAAACUCUUUAUUGAAUAUGCAAUAUGUUGCUGCUCAUCCAAGUACCAUUCAAGAGCCCUUAAUUUCUGACCAGUUUAAAAAAAUGCUUUUCCAGUUUGAGGACUUCAAAACAAGCCAAGACAAACAACCAGAUCCUGAUCUGACAGACUCCUUUAAUAACAGACUACAGCUCUCCUUUAAAGAGGGUGGAAGUAACAUGAAGUAUGAUGUUCAAGGUCAAGCUGAAGCCAGGAGUGGCACUGAAUCUUCAAAUAAUGGAGCAGCUUUUCUGCAAAAACACCUUAAAAAGGCAUACAAGGAAUUACCACUUGAGGAAGUUCAGUCAGAAACAUCCAAGAGGUGGACUUCAGCCUUACACAACCUAAGUCAAAUGCCAAAAGUGGGAUCCUCCAUCAGCAGGUUUGUUGGUUCUAAUGCACACUUCUCAACCACUAAAUUUUCCAACAAUCAUGAGAAUCCUAAAUCAGAGAUUAUUCAACCAAUUUACAAGACUCCUCUUAUUAACAAAGCAGUUGCUGUUGUCCAUCCAAUUCACAUGUAUAAAUACAAGGAACCGGAAGCUCCAUUAAAUUCAGCUAAGGAAAUUCUGGGGAAUAGAAACCCAGCUGAAGUAACCCAAUCAGAUAUUAGUGAAAAUGCCAUGAGAUCAAGUCCGACAAGUAGUGUUGUGAUUGGGAAGCUGGUUGAAGUUACAGAAAAAGGAAAAGGAUCUGGAGAAAAUUCAUACUUUCAAAAUUCUUAUUCAGCGCCAUUUACUCAAUCUACAUCAUACAGAUCUACUCAUCUAAAGAGUCACAAAGUGAAUAGAUUUUCCACUAUAUACAGAUCUACUAUUAAACAGUUUGACCCGAUAAAUGAAACAAACAUUGACUUCUAUGCUAUUGACGCAUCCCAGUCAUCAAGUCCCACAAGCAGCUUUGUAAUCGGACGGUUAAUCAAUACCUUUAACAAUGCCUCCACCAAAACAAAUCCCAAAGCAUCUUCAACAAAAACGGCUCUGAACAGUUUUAAGCCAUUUCGAUUUUCAGAUAUAGCUGGUAGUGCUUCUUUCACUAAUGCUAAGCUACAUUCUGCUGCCAUCACGCCAAAGGAAGUUGCGGAUGUCACAAGAGUUUCAAACCACUCUGAUUCAACAGUGAUGGCGGAAAUUAUUGACAGCUCCUCUGUGAUCUCAACAUUAAAAAUCGAAGAUGAUGUUCAAAGCCCGGUGAGUUUCAGUGUCUCUGAGUUUCUGCCAACAGCUGCAAUAGACAUCAGCAUGGAGUCUCGGUCAUCAUUUACAGAAGAAUAUUCUCCAUCUCAAACAAAUUCACAGCUGAAUCAUUCAAAAGUGGAUACUCAUUCAUUUUAUGAGGGAACUUUGAUGCCAGAUAUUACUACCACUUCGGUCUCAGUUACCUCAGAUGUAGACUGGCUUUUUUUAAAUUUGUGAGGUUAACUUGUACAGUAUGAACGUCAAUGGUAAACGUCUUUAGCAGACGGCAGCUUGAAGUGUUUCUCUGUUCUGUAGGUAGAUGGCGCCAGAUCUGUUGUCACGUUCAUUUUGCAUUAAAUGUAAUGAAUGUAAA